Messenger RNA from Poecile atricapillus (Black-capped chickadee), 1552 nucleotides. RefSeq names its product thymidine phosphorylase-like. Gene Ontology annotation, biological process: pyrimidine nucleoside metabolic process; pyrimidine nucleobase metabolic process. The record is from RefSeq and is a predicted model, not a curated record. The transcript is spliced from 12 exons. Gene Ontology annotation, cellular component: cytosol. The annotation marks the transcript as partial. Gene Ontology annotation, molecular function: 1,4-alpha-oligoglucan phosphorylase activity; pyrimidine-nucleoside phosphorylase activity. NCBI's taxonomy places the organism in Eukaryota, Metazoa, Chordata, Aves, Passeriformes, Paridae.
AUGCCGAGGACCCCCGGACCCAGCAAUUACAGGACCGUGGACACCGAUGUUUACAUGGCGCGGGCGCCCCGCUGCACCAUGGCCGGGAGGAGCCGCCCCGUCCCCAUCGCCAAAACACCCGGACCCUGCGACUACAGCCCCAAACAGGCCACCAAACAAGGGCAGACCUUUGGCGUGCGCCACUCGGACUCCGUGAUCCCCGUGAUGGACUCGCUCCCUGUCACCCCCCGUGCCACCCCCGCCGCGGCCUCUCCCGUGCCCCGCUCGUUGUCCCGGGCUCAGAGUCCACGGCCGGAGCCGCCCCACGGCCCGCGGGCAGCGGGCACCGGGCACCGGGCCAGGCCGGGCACGGGCACGGGCGGGUCCCGGCAGCGCCGGGGGAGGCGCCGCCCCGGGGGAACCGGGAGCGGCCCCGAGGGAACCGGGAGCGGCCCCGCAGGGAUGGACACCCCGACACCUCUCCCGACCCUGAUCCGCAAGAAGCGGGACGGGGAGCGCCUGGAGGACGCCGAGAUCCGGAGCUUCGUGCGCGGCGUCACCGAGGGCACGGCACAGCAGGGACAGAUCGGUGCCAUGCUGAUGGCCAUCCGGCUGCGGGGCAUGGACGCGGCUGAGACGCUGGCCCUGAGCCGGGCCAUGGCGAGCUCGGGCCGCACGCUGGCCUGGCCACCAGCCUGGCACGGGCUGCUGGUGGACAAGCACUCCACUGGUGGCGUUGGGGACAAAGUCAGCCUGGCGCUGGCACCCGCGCUGGCCGCCUGCGGCUGCAAGGUGCCCAUGAUCAGCGGGCGCGGGCUGGGACACACCGGGGGCACCCUGGACAAGCUGGAGGCCAUCCCCGGGUUCCGCGUGUCCCAGAGCCCCGAGGAGAUGCAGCAGAUCCUGGAGCGGGUCGGCUGCUGCAUCGUGGGGCAGAGCUCGGAGCUGGUGCCCGCAGACCGGGUGCUCUACGGGCUCCGCGAUGUCACGGCCACCGUGGACAGCCUGCCGCUCAUCACCGCCUCCAUCCUCAGCAAGAAGGCGGCGGAGCAGCUCUCAGCGCUGGUGCUCGAUGUCAAAUUCGGGGAGGCGGCUCUGUACCCCACCCAGGAGAGCGCUCGGGAGCUGGCGCGGAGCCUGGUGGAGGUGGGCACGGAGCUGGGCAUCCGAACCGCGGCUCUGCUGAGCCGCAUGGAGCAGCCGCUGGGCCGGGCCGUGGGAAACGCGCUGGAGGUGCUGGAGGCGCUGGAGUGCCUGGGGGGCAGCGGGCCCCCCGACCUGCGACACUUGGUGACAGCCCUGGGAGGGACGCUGCUGUGGCAGUGCGGGAUGGCGGCGGGAGCCCCGCAGGGCUCGGAGCUCCUGGCGCGGGCUCUGGACGAUGGCUCGGCCCUGAGAAGGUUCCAGGCCAUGCUGGGGGCGCAGGGGGUGCCCCCCGACAUCGCCCGGGACCUCUGCGCCGGGACCCCCGCCCAGCGCCGCCGGCUCCUGGGGGAGGCCAAGGUCUGCGAGGAGCUGCCCGCGCCGCAGGAAGGCUGGGUGCAGCGGGUCCGGGCGCUGUCCCUGUCCCCAU